Messenger RNA from Helobdella robusta, 1692 nucleotides. RefSeq lists its product as hypothetical. Gene Ontology annotation, cellular component: nucleus. Gene Ontology annotation, molecular function: catalytic activity. Gene Ontology annotation, biological process: chromatin remodeling. The record is from RefSeq and is a predicted model, not a curated record. The transcript is spliced from 3 exons. NCBI's taxonomy places the organism in Eukaryota, Metazoa, Annelida, Clitellata, Rhynchobdellida, Glossiphoniidae. The coding region runs from base 1 to 912 and encodes 303 amino acids.
AUGGCCCUCAGUAUCCGGCAGAAGAGGGUGCGAAGAAUCUCCGGAGACCCAGUCCAUGGGGUUGUGGUGCAAAGCCCUGUGGAUGGCACGUUGACAGGAAGAAGUUUGGAAGUGGUGGAGGAGCUGCCGAGGAAAAUGGUUGACGUGGCUGCAUUACAGGAGAUCAGAUGGAAGAGUGAGGGUACAAGGUUUGUGGGGGCUAAAGGUGGAAGGUAUAAAUUGUGGUGGAAGGGGGAUGAUGGUACGGGAGGAGUUGGUGUGAUGGUAAGAGAAGAGUUGGUGGAGAAGGUGUUGGAAGUGAGGCGGAGAAGCAAUGGUGUAAUUGUGGUGGUGAUGGUGUUUGGAAAAGUAAUAGUGAGGGUGAUAUCAGGAUAUGCUCCGCAACAAAGUAGGAAGGAAGAGGAGAAGGAUAGGUUUUAUGAUGAUGUUUCUGACGAGAUUGGGCAAGCGGGGUUGGAUGAGUUUGUGGUGUUGGGUAAUUUGAAUGGUCAUGUGGGGGCGGAUGCAGACGGAUAUGAAGGUGUACAUGGGGGAUGGAGAUAUGGUAUACGGAAUGAGGAAGGGCGCAGAGUGUUGGAGUUGGCGGAUGCACAUAGCAUGGUGGUGGGAAAUACCUGGUUUACAAGGGAACCAGCGCGAUUGAUUACAUAUAAGUCAGGGGAGCAUAGGUCAAUGAUAGACUAUAUAUUGGCAAGAGCCAAACAUAGAAAGUAUGUGAAGAAUGUGAAGGCGAUACCUGGUAUGCUGCAGCAUAGUAUGAUUGUGAUGGAUGUGACAUCAAAAGAAAUGGGGAGGAGGAAGAAGGAUAAGCGUAAUAAAAUAUUAUCUUUAUUCCCACGUGAAUCUCGAACCGUUUCAUUUUACAAGCUAUCAGGAAAAAGGGAAGAAGUCGAGAGAGAAGCAAAGACAUAAAAAUUAACAUAGAUUAGGUAACAUUGAAAAUUGUAAUAAUCGUUAAUAAUAAUUAAUAUAUGAGAUAGUUAAUAAAUAAAUGUUUGAUCCCUACAAAAGCAUACAUUAUACAGCCAACACACCACUUGAACAAAAUCAUAAAAUACGCAGACGACAUAUACAUACCUCAUAAUUCCUUCAUCAAAUACCAACACCCCUCAAUCUGAGUUGGAGUCACUUCUUACCUGGUCCAGGCAGAGCAAUCAUUAACUUAAUUUAAAUAAGUCAUUCGAACUAAUCAUUCAUAACAUUCACAACAAAAUUAUUCCACCUAUCCUUCAAUCGUCCGCACAGGUCAUCUUAAAAAUUCUAGGCAUUACUUUCACCUCUACACUCAAUAUUACCUUGUACACCAAUCACACCAAUGAAGGCCUACAUACACUGCGCGCACUCUACGCAGAAAAUAUUCAAUUGAAAUUCAAAAUAAGUAAUUAAAAUGCUCGCAUUAAUUUUAUAACUAGCAAUUUAAUUAAGGACUAUCAAAUUUAAAUGAUAACAGUAGUAAUUAAUAGUAAUAUUAGGUGAACUCUCUUCAGUUACUAUGUAGCAGAUUGAAUUAAAUACAAGAUAUUUAAUUUGGUGUAGUCUUUUGUAAAACGUACGUAAUUGGUGUCGGUAAUUUUACUGUAGUUUGAAAAUCUGAAGACAUAACAACCGGUGUUUCUACCCACUUUCAAUGCAUCUGACCAGCCGAAAUUUUCAGUGUUUUGGGAUAAGCUAUCUAACCACUAAUUAACAAUU